AUGCAAUGCAGACCAUUUAUCGUAUCUAGAAUGGUCUCUUUAGGGCUAGGCUUCGACUGUGCAAGCAAACAAGAGCUUGAGUUCAUCAAAGCAGCAAAUGCGAAUAUAGAAAAUGAUGUAAUAUUUUCACAGCCUAUCAAAUCAAGCAGAGACCUCACAGCAAUAUUGAACCUUGGGGUGAAAUAUGUGACCCUUGACUGUGCAAAAAAGCUUCAAAAAAUUGCAAGCUUUGGGGUGCCGAAUCUGAAAAUGGUACAAGGUUGGUUUUUUACCCUGAUUUUUUACCAAAAUCAAAAAAUGGAGAAGGAAGCAUAA
Blepharisma stoltei is the source of this 315-nucleotide messenger RNA. Lineage: Eukaryota; Ciliophora; Heterotrichea; Heterotrichida; Blepharismidae. The record is from the annotation of a GenBank genome assembly.